Molecule: messenger RNA, 1430 nt
Organism: Amyelois transitella
Lineage: Eukaryota; Metazoa; Arthropoda; Insecta; Lepidoptera; Pyralidae
Product: UDP-GlcNAc:betaGal beta-1,3-N-acetylglucosaminyltransferase-like protein 1
Exons: 1
Coding region: 121-1161 (346 amino acids)
Source: RefSeq, a predicted model, not a curated record
UGUCACAAAGAAGAGAAAAAUAGAGAAUUUUCUUUAUAAAUAAAAAAGUUUCAAAACAUAAGUCCUGUUCCUAUUUGUAAGUAUUCAAAAUGUUUAAAUGGGAAACAGAAAAUCAUAAAAAUGGUCGAUAUCUCUGUAAUUAUACCUGUGUAUAAUGGAGAAAAAUGGAUAACCUCUUGUAUGAAGUCUAUUGCAGAACAAACUAUUUUGGAUUAUAAUUUGAAGAUAGAAAUUGUGGCUUGUAACGAUGGCAGCAAUGAUAACACACCAAUUCUACUUAAGAAGUGGCAGGAGAAUUUUAGCCGGCGUCAAAUAAAUUUUACCAUUUUUAGUUACCAGAAAUCUAAAGGUGUAGGUGCUGCUAAGAAUGCUGCGGUUAAUAACAGUGUGGGCGAAUUUCUGUGCUUCCAAGACAUAGAUGAUUUAAUGCAACGAGACAGAUUACUUUCGCAAUGGAAAGCAGCCUUCUAUAAUCAUAAUGCCCUUGUGGGCAGUAAGAUAUCAAGAACACCUGUGAAUUCAACUCCCCGUCUUACUCGUUGGGUAAAUAGCCUUACUCCGCAACAGCUAAAGUUACAAAUUUAUACAUCCAAUGGACCUACUAUAUUAAUGCCAACAUGGUUUUGCCAUAGAAGUGUGUUUGACAAAGUAGGGGGUUUUGAUGAAACAGGUCAUGGAACACCUGAAGAUCUAAUUUUUUUCUAUAAACAUUUAGACUUGAAUGGUGAUAUAAUAAGAGUUGAUGAGGAAUUGUUAAUAUAUACUUAUCACAGAGAAGCCACUACAUUUUCUGUAAAACGAGAUCACAUUUGGAGAAUACAAUUACGCAGACUUGAAAAUAUUAUCUUUCCUGAAUGGGAUAAGUUUAUUAUCUGGAAUGCAGGAAAAGCAGGGAGAAGAGUAGUUCGCGCCUUAAGUCAGAGUAGUUUAGAGAAGGUUACUGCUUUUUGUGAUGUUGACAAAAAGAAAGUAGGUCGUUUGAUUGAAUUGUAUUGUCCUGUUGAACGCAAAGUUAUCAAAAAGGUACCAGUUAUUCACUUCAAUGAAGCAGUUCCUCCAUUGCUAAUAUGUGUUAAGUUUGAUCUUACUAAUGGACAGUUUGAAAAUAAUCUCAAAUCUAUGAAUCUCAGUGAAGGUCGAGACUAUAUUCUAUUUAACUAAGUAAUUGUUUGUUAACUAAAAUUUUUUGAAUUUUUACAUAUUUAUGACAAAUAGAAUAAAAAAAUAUUGAUACAAUUUAUGGAUACUGAGUGAGUAAUCAGGUUGUUUUUCUUGUGAUACCUUUGAAAUAAGCGGCAAUAAACUAAGUUCAAAGCAAUUUAUUUGACGUCAACCAAUGUUGUGAAACCAAAAGUUAAGACAGUUUAAAAGGGAUGUUGAAAUGUCCCAUAAUGAAAAAAAAAGUUUUGAAUUUGAAUACAGACCGUGUU